This is a messenger RNA of Misgurnus anguillicaudatus (oriental weatherfish), 1048 nucleotides long. The record is from RefSeq and is a predicted model, not a curated record. Lineage: Eukaryota; Metazoa; Chordata; Actinopteri; Cypriniformes; Cobitidae.
AAAAGCACACGCGCAACUGACACCAGCCGCAUACAGUACUACAACAACAUGGGGAUGCGAAUCUGAAAAACAUAUAGCAGCAAAGCGGGGUUAACGCAAUAACGACCAAAAUCUUACUUUUAACUGCAAAUGGAUCACGCUGUCAGUCCAGGAUUGUAAAUUGAUUUUCGUCUCAUUGACUCUUUCUGGAAGAUCAGGGAUAUGGCCCAUGUGUCACAUUUGGGAGUUUUGCUUUUUGUUGGAAUAACAGCUGCGAUGGCAAACGAUUUGUUAUCCUCUCAACUUGUGAAAAACCCUGCACAAUAUUUAAUGGGCAAAUCAUCCAGCGUGAGUCCGAAACAGUUGAGUGACUCUGCUAAUAAAGUAUCAUGUUUUAUGUGCCAACGGAGGAGAGCAAAGAGAUGCACAUGUUACACGUACAAAGACAAGGAGUGUGUUUACUACUGUCACUUGGACAUCAUCUGGAUCAAUACACCAGAGCACACUGUCCUGUAUGGCAUAUCAAGUUAUAGGGGCUUCCAGCGGACACGCCGUUCUGCUGAGGGCAGCAGAGGAGGUCGACGCUGUGCUUGUGCCCUGCAGCAUGACCCAGAAUGUACUGCUUUUUGCAGAGAGAGGUCUGGGAUCAAAAGCACAACUUAAUAGUUCUCUUCACUGUUAUGCUCUGUGUGCAGAAAGUGCAAGAAAUAAAAUACACAUCAUCCAUGUCCAGAGAGUGAGUGUCUUGAUAUGAAGGGUGAAACAAGUUGGGCUCAAUAAGGCAAAGGUCACAUUGGUGCCGUGACUCAGGACUUCAUUUGAGGUGGUCGUGGAUCUGCCCAACACCGGACCGGCGGGCCUGUCUUCAUUCUUCAUUGCACAGGACUUGCUAAGCUUUAAGGUUUUUCUGGGACUUUAUACAGUUACCUGAGAUUGGACUCUGAAAUAGACACUCAUAAGUGACUUGGUAUUUUUGCAAAACUCAAGUUUAACAGCACUUGUUGUAUAUAUUGUACAUUUUUUCUGAUUUGUAUAUCUUCAUUACCUGAUAAUGAAAAACGCAAAGUUG